Molecule: messenger RNA, 1870 nt
Organism: Durio zibethinus
Lineage: Eukaryota; Viridiplantae; Streptophyta; Magnoliopsida; Malvales; Malvaceae
Product: laccase-11-like
Biological process (GO): lignin catabolic process
Cellular component (GO): apoplast
Molecular function (GO): hydroquinone:oxygen oxidoreductase activity; copper ion binding
Source: RefSeq, a predicted model, not a curated record
CUUUCAAUUUCUACCUAAUCAGCUGCAUUCCCUUCUCCUUAACAAACUACCUUUAGUUACCCUUUUUUAGCUUUGUAUAAAUACUUCAUAUUUUCACCUUCAUGUCUUGUCCGAACAAGCACAGAAUAAUUAAAACUUUUUGGCUAGACAAAUGACUUUCCAUGGUGGUUCCCUUUCCAGAAUGACCCUUUUUCUUGCCGGGUUCUUUGCAUUCAUUUCUUUUCCAGCGGAAGCUGCUGUAAAGAAGUACCAGUUUGAUAUCCAAGUGAAGAAAGUUAGCAGAUUGUGUCAUGCAAAGCCAAUUGUAACUGUAAAUGGGAGGUUUCCAGGGCCUACGAUCUAUGCUAGAGAGGGAGACAGAGUUAUUGUCAAUGUUACUAACCAUGCAAAAUAUAACAUGUCCAUUCAUUGGCAUGGAUUGAAGCAGUAUCGAAACGGUUGGGCCGAUGGACCAGCUUACAUAACUCAGUGUCCAAUUAAGACUGGGAAUAGCUACACUUACGACUUUAAUGUGACAGGGCAGAGGGGAACUUUGUGGUGGCACGCGCACAUUCUUUGGCUGAGGGCUACAGUAUAUGGAGCAAUUGUCAUCAUGCCAAAACAAGGAACGCCAUUCCCAUUCCCACAGCCAAACAUGGAACAGAUUAUAAUAUUAGGCGAAUGGUGGCAUACUGAUGUGGAAGAGCUUGUCAAGCAAGGAACUAACAUGGGCUUGCCACCAAAUAUGUCAGAUGCACACACAAUCAAUGGGAAGCCGGGACCUCUUUUUCCAUGUUCUGAGAAACAUACAUUUGCAAUGGAGGUUGAAUCAGGCAAGACAUAUUUGCUAAGAAUCAUCAAUGCCGCCCUCAACGAUGAGCUUUUCUUUGCUAUCGCUGGUCACGACAUGACAGUGGUUGAGGUUGAUGCAGUUUAUACAAAGCCAUUCACCACUCAAGCUAUACUGAUUGCCCCAGGGCAAACAACGAACGUUCUUGUCCAAGCCAACCAAUUGCCUGGCAGAUAUUUCAUGGCUGCUAGGCCUUUCAUGGAUGUUCCACUUCCUACUGACAACAAAAUAGCAACAGGAAUACUCCAAUACAAAGGAAUCCCUAACACUGUUCUUCCUACCCUUCCCCAAUUACCAGCUCCCAAUGACACAGCUUUCACUUUGAACUACAACAAAAAGCUAAGGAGCUUAAACUCUGCAAAGUUUCCUGCAAAUGUGCCCCUUAAAGUUGAUCGAAAACUCUUCUACACAAUUGGUUUUGGCAAAGAUCCUUGCCCAACAUGCUUAAACGGAACAAAACUCCUAGCCUCCUUGAACAACAUCUCCUUCGUGAUGCCCAAAGUUGGGCUUCUCCAAGCUCAUUACUUCAAUAUGAAAGGAGUUUUUAGGACAGAUUUCCCUGACAAACCUCCUAAGCCAUUCAACUAUACCGGUGCACCCCUUACAGCCAAUCUUGGCACUGCACAUGGUACAAGACUUAGCAAGAUUGCCUUCAAUUCUACAGUCGAGCUAGUGCUUCAAGACACCAACCUUCUAACAGUUGAGUCACAUCCAUUCCAUCUCCAUGGCUAUAACUUCUUUGUCGUGGGAACUGGUAUAGGAAAUUUUGAUCCUGUCAAAGACCCGGCCAAGUACAAUUUGGUUGAUCCUAUUGAAAGGAACUCAGUUGGAGUUCCCACCGGGGGUUGGACCGCCAUUCGCUUUAAAGCAGACAAUCCUGGUGUUUGGUUUAUGCAUUGUCAUUUGGAGCUCCAUACUGGGUGGGGAUUGAAAAUGGCAUUUGUGGUUGAAGAUGGACCGGGAGCUGAUCAAUCAAUUCUGCCUCCACCCAAGGGUUUGCCACCAUGCUAACUGUUUGAAAAGUUUGUCAAAGAUCAACAA